GGCCAGAUUGGAGCUAACGGCUCCUCGUUGAGGCGGAAUUUAAGCGAUACGCACGACCUAACGUAGCGUACGGUCGUCCCGAAGCGCGGUUUUGACGAUUGUGUGAUAGUGCUAUAGCACGUUCUACGUUUCACGGCGGGAAACGAUUCGGUCGGUUUCUGUGUUUUUUGGCGAAUCAAAAUAGGAAAAGUGCACAACGAAAACACAGUUUCGAAGAUGUUCGGUUGAAGCAGUGCGACGUAGUCGAAUUCUGGGGCUUCUGAUUAGCCACUUUGGGAAAUAACCGUCCACUGAGUUGGGAUUUCCUCCCUAUAUGUGAAUGCAUAUGUGAUGUAAGGCAAGGGAAAGCAAACAACGGCUUUAAGAGAAUUUAUGUGAAAGCUACGUUUGUGAAUAAAAAAACCCUGAAAACGAAAAGCGCGAAGUGAAGAAUAAAAUAAAAGUUUUAAACCCCACAUCAAACGCUGACAGCAUUCUAUUCUUAGUGAAAAAAACUUAUCUAAUGAGCAGUAGGAAACCAAAAACACAUAAGCUGACUUGAUCCCGAUCCAAGGAAUUACGGCACUUCCGGAUUUUAGCAACACAAAUAACGAAAACAACAAGACAUCAAGUCUGUCAUCAUAAGAGCAGAUUGCAACCGGUGUGUCGACCAAACUGGAAUAAGCAACCUUCAAACGGCCAGCUCGAUCCAUCACCGGAUCACCUCUCCUUACUUACAUAUAUCGCCGAAGGCCACCACUACUCAGCCCUUAAAACGCAUAGAAGUUACUCGUACCGACACAGAUUCGAAUUGAAGUCAACAUCCGCGACGACGGCCCGGGCAGCGUGCUAGCAGCAAACGUAUAUGCAUCCUCCGUACGGAAUCUACGACGACGUCCAACGCGACGACAGCGACGACGACAACGACGCCGACGGUGGCGGACGGAUUCCAUUCAAAAGGAGGAAAUUCACGCUAAAAAUAAGGCCAACACCGGUCAACAACAAUCCGGUAAUAGCACGAAUAAUAAAAACACAAGCAGGACCGAAACCGCAUCGGUACAUUUCGAAAUCUGACCGCGUGACAAGCGUUCAACGGCCUGACGCGUACAUAACCUAGAAAACGCGGCACGCUGGCGUGCUUUUUUACUCUUUACGUUCAAAGUUCGCUUGUUGUUUUGCCAAUUCCCAGACUUGGAGCAUCAUUGUCAUCGGUUGGCCUGCGUGGGACACAUACAAAUUUGUGAGCACACAUACGCACGCUGCCACCGGCAGACAAACGAAAGUGCUCACGCACGCACGAGAAAAAAAGUUGUCUGCCGCCGUUGCUGUACUGCAGAUUUCAUUAAUACGCAUCGUCACGUUUUUGCGUCUGAAUUCAGGACGCGCACGGUAUUGACCGAUCAACAGAAUCAAUUGUCAAACCGUACCCGGCAGCUGUAUCGGUAGAAAACGUUUCCCGGAUUUAGCAUCCGCAGACAAUAAGGAGAGAACAAAUCUGCACAUUUUUAGCAGAAUUUUAGCACGUUUGGAAAAAAGUUCCCUAGCUUAACCAGCGCGGGUCGAGAAGCCGAUUCAGUGAACCGAUGUAAACAACCAACUGCAAUUUAUGGUACAAACAAAUCAUCCGCGCUGUGAUCUGCUACAUUGUUUUUGUUAUUGUAGUGCCGCCUUCCGCUACUGUUAUCGUUGCUGUUUCUUCUGUUGCCUCCAGCAUCAACGUUGGGGAUUUCGAUGAAGUCCAAAGUUCAAACUAGCAUAAGGCAGACAUCAUCAUCGCUGGGUCGAUGGGGACGAUCAACCGUUACAUCCAGUCCGGUGUCGAUCCCGACCAGCGGAUGCGUAGGAGGAGGAGGAGUGGCAGAUAGUAGUGAUUUAGUUGGCGGCGUGUCGCCGGGAGGAAGCCCACCUCUCAGUCCGAACUCGCCGCCACCGAUUCCCCCUAGACCUGUGAUACGGCAGUCCAGCUUCACCAAAAUCGGAUACAUGAUCAACACCGCCGUCAAUGGGACCAAGAAACAGUUCAUCAGCAGCAGCAGUGCCGGCAAUGGCGAUACAUCCUGGUGCUUUUCACAGAUAAAGGGUGCCCUGGACGACGAUGUGACCGAUGCGGACAUCAUCUCCUGUGUGGAGUUCAACCAAGAUGGCGAGCUGCUGGCCACCGGCGACAAAGGCGGCCGAGUUGUCAUAUUUCAGAGAGAUCCCAUCUCGAAAUCGUCCAACCCGCGGCGCGGCGAGUACAACGUCUACUCCACCUUCCAGUCACACGAGCCCGAAUUCGACUACCUAAAAUCGCUGGAGAUCGAGGAAAAAAUCAACAAAAUCAGAUGGCUCCGGCGCAAGAACCAGUCGCAUUUCCUCCUCUCGACCAACGACAAGACGAUAAAGCUGUGGAAGGUAUCGGAGCGGGACAAACGGGUUGAGGGGUACAACACGCGGGAGGACAACGGCAGCAUACGGGAUCCGGCCAUGAUCACUGCCUUGCGGGUGCCCUCGAUAAAGCCUAUGGAUCUGAUGGUGGAAGCGUCGCCCCGCCGGAUCUUCGCCAACGCUCACACGUACCACAUCAACUCGAUAUCUGUCAACUCUGACCAGGAGACGUACCUGUCGGCGGACGAUCUGCGGAUCAAUCUGUGGCAUCUGGAGAUCACCGACCAGAGCUUCAACAUCGUCGAUAUCAAGCCGGCCAACAUGGAGGAACUAACGGAGGUCAUCACGGCGGCCGAGUUCCACCCGACCGAGUGCAACGUAUUUGUGUACUCCAGCAGCAAGGGCACCAUCCGGUUAUGUGAUAUGCGCUCGUCGGCGCUUUGCGAUCGGCAUGCGAAACUGUUUGAGGAACCGGAGGAUGUGGACAUUACCAACAAGAGCUUUUUUCGCGAGAUUAUCAGCUCGAUUAGCGAUGUGAAGCUGAGCAACUCCGGUCGGUACAUGAUUUCCCGAGAUUAUCUGAGUAUUAAGGUGUGGGAUCUGCACAUGGAAACAAAACCGAUCGAGACGUAUCCGGUCCACGAGUAUCUCCGUACCAAGCUGUGCUCGCUGUACGAGAACGACUGCAUCUUCGAUAAGUUCGAGUGCUGCUGGAACGGCAACGACAGUUCGAUCAUGACCGGCAGCUACAACAACUUCUUCCGGGUGUUCGAUCGCAAUAGCAAGAAGGACGUCACGCUGGAGGCGUCCCGGGACAUUAUCAAGCCGAAAACGGUGCUCAAACCGCGCAAGGUGUGCACCGGGGGCAAGCGGAAAAAGGACGAAAUCAGCGUUGACUGUUUGGACUUUAACAAGAAGAUCCUGCACACGGCCUGGCACCCGCUGGAGAACAUCAUCGCCGUGGCCGCCACCAAUAAUCUAUUUAUAUUUCAGGAUAAGUUUUAGCUAAUAGUAAGCGUAGUAGUAAUAAUCAAUUAUAAAUGUUUAGGUUGAAAAAAAAAACAACUGAGAGAAAAAAGCAAACGUAAAAAGUAGUUAUGGAAGCGAGAGAGUGAGGCAAAAAUGAAACGGAAACACCCAUACAAACAUAUACACUCACACAUAAUAAAUACACUUACACGGGAGCGCGAAAACACAAUAGUAGUUUGUUGCUAUUACAAUAAUAGGCUAUCUUCUAUUAAAUAGGCAAGAGACAUCGUGUGUGAGUUUGGAAUUGUGCGGGGAUUAAGGCUUUGAAAGCAUAGCAUGUUUUCGGAGCUAGAAAGGCGGGGCAAGCCCGUUUUGCAAGUUGAAAAAAAAUAACAUAAGAAGGAUACAAGCGAAGAUAUCCCUGCUAAUGGUAUAUGCAGAGGAACAAACAAGAAAAUAAUGACCUCAAAUUUGAGGCGCAGAUUAUGAAGCUAAAGCUAAAAUGGAUAGAAAAAAUGUGAAAGCUUUUUUAUAAUAUACCAUACUUAUAAAUAGCAAGGAUAAAACUUGGGGAGCAGUAAACACAGCAAAAUAAAUGAGGAUUUAAACAAUUAUGAUUAUUAUUAUCCUUAAUUACUGAGCAUGCAAAGGGAAAUCAUAACGAAAAAAUACGCAAACAACUGAGGAUAUUGAAACGCGAGCAUUAACAAUACUGCGAAUGAAUGCAGAACGAAAGUUUAAACAAAAACUGCUUGAACGAAGAAGACUAAGGUCAAACGAAUGCGUGUUGUGUGAAAGAAAGCGUAUAUGCGAAAAAAGCCUAUAACAGCUGCUCAGCAUCCCAUUCGAGAAGGAAAUGAUGCACGCGUUAAGUAAAUAAACAGCAGAAAAUUGAGUAAAUCAGUAAAAAUUAAUCAGUUAUUGAUUAGUUUAGUGUUAAAUUUGAAUAAACACAUUUCAUCAGCAUUCGACAAAGCGCCUCAUUAUAUUCAUUGAAAAUAAAAAUAUCAACAUGAUAUGACGUAAAAACGCAAGAAACAAAAAUAUGCAGCAUCUCAAAAUUUAUUCAGUCUAUUCGUCAACACAUUGCGACUUAAGUUUAAUGAAUCAAAAACCAAUAAUAUUCUGUUUUGCUCCAAAAUCAGACAGUGACUCAAAGUUAUGGAAUAAAGAAUAAAAAAUAGUGAAGAGUAAAAGUAAAUAAUUAUAUAAUAAUGAAAUGCAUGCACGAAACGGACACACACUCACAUUGAAAAGUAAACCGGAAAAAUCAAGAAAACUGGAAUGAAACAAAAAGGAGAUCGAAAAUGAAUUAUUGUUAUUAAUACAAAAAAAAAAUACCUAGGCUAAGAGAUCAAAAAUCGCUAAAAAAAAGCAAACAAAAAAAUAAAAAAGGAAAAUAAAAAAAACAAAGCAUCAGAAAACGGUUUCGGGAUUGGUUGCGCUGUCUUAAAUCAUACAUUAUGUACCGUCUCCAACAUAAACAAAUUUAAGUUUAUUCAGCUUGUUUUAUAAAUAAAAAAAUUCAUCGCCUAAUUUCGAAGGGCACAUUCUAAAUCUUUUACAGACUUUCUUUGAAAAAAUCAUGAAGCAUAUUUUGAAGCAUCCAAAUCAACAUUGAAGCUAUACUGAAAAAAAUUGUUAUAAGCUAUUGGGAAAAAUAAUCAUUCACCUACCCGUGCUAAUACCAUGGAACAUCGAUCCCGACCGAAUCGCUUUUGUUGGAACAGAAAA
Messenger RNA from Uranotaenia lowii, 5049 nucleotides. It is a transcript of the gene tws, whose product is annotated as protein phosphatase PP2A 55 kDa regulatory subunit. The record is from RefSeq and is a predicted model, not a curated record. Gene Ontology annotation, molecular function: protein binding; protein phosphatase regulator activity. Gene Ontology annotation, cellular component: protein phosphatase type 2A complex; cytosol. The coding region runs from base 1711 to 3351 and encodes 546 amino acids. The transcript has 7 exons. Gene Ontology annotation, biological process: peptidyl-serine dephosphorylation. NCBI's taxonomy places the organism in Eukaryota, Metazoa, Arthropoda, Insecta, Diptera, Culicidae.